AUGGCCUCACCUACACCUCCCACGACGGCCUCUAAUGUCACCUUUCCCUAUCCACCUCACCACUCGUUUCCUCCCUUCUAUACUCUCCAACCCAACCAAACCACCUUGACUCGCCAACUAGCUCUUUGGUCACAACUCCUGCUCUCAUAUUCCUCUUAUCAUCAUACCUUCAAAAUGUCGCUCUCUUCUCCCCCACCUCUCUUCAACAAUGCACGAAUCCACCGCUCUUUAUCUCCACUCGACAUACGUCGCCUCCUCGACUUCAUGGCUUCCUCCGAUGGCGAGUCGCGCGUAGAGUGGAUAUCCAAAGACCGCAGCACCGUUUGGAUAUGGUGGCGCAGUCCUGCUGAAUGGGCUGAAGCAAUUGCAACCUGGGUAGAUGAGACUGGUCAAAAAGGUGUUGUUUUGACUAUCUACGAGUUGCGAGAGUCUGAGGCUGUAGAGAAGCAGGAGUGGGUGGGUAUGGAUGAGGAUAUGUUGAGGAGAUGCUUGGAUGUUUUGGUCAAGAAGGGGAGGGCGCAGGUGUUUGGGCAGGCUGAUGGAAGUGGUGUCAAGUUCUUCUAA
Molecule: messenger RNA, 564 nt
Organism: Aureobasidium namibiae CBS 147.97
Lineage: Eukaryota; Fungi; Ascomycota; Dothideomycetes; Dothideales; Saccotheciaceae
Product: ESCRT-II complex, vps25 subunit
Exons: 1
Coding region: 1-564 (187 amino acids)
Biological process (GO): protein transport to vacuole involved in ubiquitin-dependent protein catabolic process via the multivesicular body sorting pathway
Cellular component (GO): ESCRT II complex
Molecular function (GO): protein homodimerization activity; structural molecule activity
Source: RefSeq, a predicted model, not a curated record